This is a messenger RNA of Knipowitschia caucasica, 297 nucleotides long. NCBI's taxonomy places the organism in Eukaryota, Metazoa, Chordata, Actinopteri, Gobiiformes, Gobiidae. The record is from the annotation of a GenBank genome assembly.
AUGGGAUUUCCAUUGGGGCGGACAGACACCGGCUGCUGCUGCUCUGUCAACCCGGAGGAAGCGCUCUGCUGUCGGCUACCGCGUCCCGAGGAGCCGCCUCAGCUCUGGAGGAAUCUGCGACCCGGGAAGAGGCACUGUGGCUCGGACACGAAGGCUGAAGUGUCCCGCAGUCUGAGCUCCAGGAGCAAACAACGUGAGCUCAGCCGGGAGAGAGGCACUAAAGGCGGCUACAGAGUCCAGAGAUCACCGGUGUGUGGUGACCCGACACCCGAGCCAACUCCGGCCCACUCGGUCUAA